GACAACUACAUUAAAAAUGAAUAAACACACGUAAUCUUACUGUCCACUGACUCAGGGUGAAAAAGUCUACCGUAAAAAUAGUUGUUUUCUAGUCCUCGUUUCCUGAACGAAAAAUGGGUGAUAAUGCAGAUAAGCCAGUCGAUGCGGAUGAGGUUCCGCCAGUGCCGCCGAUCGAUCCUACGAAGACACCCAAGCAGAUUUACUUCGAACUACUGCGCGCCUGGGUGCAACAUGCCCAGAUGCAACAACAAAUUGAGGCCUAUUUUCCGUAUUAUUUGGCGAACAACUAUCCGCAGCUAUUCCAGUCGAACGGAACACCAGCGGGAGUUACUAGUUCCUCUACUAGUACAACUGCGGGAGCCUCCACGUCCAGUACGAUUGCCCCUCCCGAACCACCGCCAGCGCAAGUUCAGCAGACUGCGAACCAGCGAAGGGCUACGGAAAUACUGGAUCCCGCCCGACAGGAAGAGAUUAUCAACAGAAACGGUGGCUACGAGUACAUCAUCGCACCCCUCUGGAAGCGGUUCGUGGCAGAGGCGAUCGAUAUCAUAAUAAUCUUUCUGCUAAAGGUUAUGACGACUAUGGCUUUCAUUGACUUUUUGGAUAUUGACCUAUUGGACAUCGAUUUUGACGCUAUUCGGAAUUCGAUCGAGGAGGACUACACCGAGCUUCUAUCAUUUACCUCUGAAUUGAUAUUUCUGGAAGUCAUAACAAAGUUCGCGGUCUGUAUUUAUGAAACUCUGUGGACUAUUCACGGCCAAGGUCAAAUUGGUGGCGCGUCACCAGGUAAGAUGUUGAUGGGCAUUAGAAUCGUUCAUGUUGAAGCCGUAGUCCUACUGGAUGCGCCGCAGCCUGGUAUAAACAAUAAUAACAACAAUCAAAAUCCAAUCCGGGCUCUGCUCUACCCAGCAGCCAAUCCUGGGUUCAAAAGGGCACUUUGCCGAUCGGUUGCCAAGAACGUUUUAAUUGCACUAUUUUUCCCCAUGUGCUUCCUGAUGUUUUUCUUUAAACAUAAUCGUACGAUGUACGAUAUUAUGACUAAAACCAUCGUUGUCGAGGAUAAUCCAGCUCCAGUACUGCGUCGACGCUAGAAGGUGGGUUGUUUAGAAGUAAGUAAUUAUACAGGCUAUCGUCGCCAAUUUUCUCUUGAAAUGUUAGUUGAAUAAAUUUGGUGGAGUUACUAAGAAAUUUGGUGAAGAAACUCUAGCAAUUCAGCAUGGAGAUACAUAUUGACAAAUUAAAAAGAAUGGUUACCUUUACAAGCGCAUUUAAAGAGACAAUAGGCAACGGAAACCUGAGAAUAUUGAAUUGUAUAAAGAAAUGUAAAGUGUGAAAUGCUUAACAGUAAGCGUUUAAAACGCAUGUUAAGGGUUAGCAGAGUUGGUUGUUCAAAAAGUUGUAUGUAUUAUCAUAAAUGUAUAUUUUUGUUUUUAAUAAAUGCAUUUGAAUAGUGGGUGUAGAUA
Molecule: messenger RNA, 1463 nt
Organism: Wyeomyia smithii (pitcher-plant mosquito)
Lineage: Eukaryota; Metazoa; Arthropoda; Insecta; Diptera; Culicidae
Product: protein FAM8A1
Exons: 3
Coding region: 114-1091 (325 amino acids)
Source: RefSeq, a predicted model, not a curated record